AUGGUGGACCGGGGUCCUCUGCUCACCUCGGCCAUCAUCUUCUACCUGGCUAUCGGGGCGGCGAUCUUCGAAGUGCUGGAGGAGCCGCACUGGAAGGAGGCCAAGAAAAGCUACUACGCGCAGAAGGUGCAUCUGCUCAAGGAGUUCCCGUGCCUGGGCCAGGAGGGCCUGGACAAGAUCCUGCAGGUAGUAUCUGAUGCUGCAGGACAGGGUGUGGCCAUCACAGGGAACCAGACCUUCAACAACUGGAACUGGCCCAAUGCAGUGAUUUUUGCAGCCACAGUCAUCACCACCAUUGGCUAUGGCAAUGUGGCUCCCAAGACCCCCGCUGGUCGCCUCUUCUGUGUCUUCUAUGGUCUCUCCGGGGUGCCGCUCUGCCUGACAUGGAUCAGUGCCCUGGGCAAGUUCUUCGGGGGACGUGCCAAGAGUUUGGGAAGGUUCCUCACCAAGAGAGGCGUGAGCCUGCGGAAGGCACAGAUCACGUGCACGGCCAUCUUCAUCCUGUGGGGCGUCCUGGUCCACCUGGUGAUCCCACCCUUCGUGUUCAUGGUGACUGAGGAGUGGAACUACAUCGAGGGCCUCUACUACUCCUUCAUCACCAUCUCCACCAUCGGCUUCGGCGACUUUGUGGCCGGUGUGAACCCCAGCGCCAACUACCACGCCCUGUACCGCUACUUCGUGGAGCUCUGGAUCUACCUGGGGCUGGCCUGGCUGUCCCUCUUUGUCAACUGGAAGGUGAGCAUGUUUGUGGAGGUCCACAAAGCCAUCAAGAAGCGGCGGCGGCGGCGGAAGGAGUCCUUCGAGAGCUCCCCACACUCCAGAAGGGCCCUGCAGGUGGCGGGGAAUGCGUCCUCCAAGGACAUCAACAUCUUUAGCUUCCUGUCCAAAAAGGAGGAGACCUACAACGACCUCAUCAAGCAGAUUGGGAAGAAGGCGAUGAAGACGAGCGGGGAAGGGGAGCGGGUCCCAGGACCGGGGCUGAGGCCUCAAGGGAAUGGGCUGCCAGCCCUGCCCACUGCCCUGGCGCCCUUAGGGGUCUACUCCAAGAACCGGGUGCCCAGCAUGGAGGAGGUGUCACAGACACUAAGGAGCAAAGGCCAUGUGUUGAGGCCCCCUGGCGAGGAGGCCAGGGUGGGGCCCCCUGAGGACGAUUCCCCCGGCUCCGAGGUGCUCGUGAACCAGCUAGACCGCAUCAGUGAGGAAGGUGAGCCGUGGGACGCCCAGGACUACCACCCGCUCAUCUCCCAGAAUGACAGCAUCGCCUUUGUGAACAAGGAAGGUGGCCUCUCGGACGAGGAGACCUCCAAGUCCUCGCUGGAGGACAACCUGGUGGGGGAGGAGAGGCCCCAGGAGGGGGCCGAGGCCGAGGCACCCCUGAGCAUGGGCGAGUUCCCCUCCUCGGACGAGUCCACCUUCACCAGCACCGAGUCUGAGCUCUCUGUGCCUUAUGAGCAGCUGAUGAACGAGUACAGUAAAGCCAACAGCCCCAAAGGCACAUGA
Messenger RNA from Cynocephalus volans (Philippine flying lemur), 1500 nucleotides. RefSeq names its product potassium channel subfamily K member 5-like. Gene Ontology annotation, cellular component: plasma membrane. The record is from RefSeq and is a predicted model, not a curated record. Gene Ontology annotation, molecular function: outward rectifier potassium channel activity; potassium ion leak channel activity. NCBI's taxonomy places the organism in Eukaryota, Metazoa, Chordata, Mammalia, Dermoptera, Cynocephalidae. Gene Ontology annotation, biological process: potassium ion transmembrane transport; stabilization of membrane potential. The transcript has 5 exons. The coding region runs from base 1 to 1500 and encodes 499 amino acids.